Molecule: messenger RNA, 426 nt
Organism: Ustilago hordei
Lineage: Eukaryota; Fungi; Basidiomycota; Ustilaginomycetes; Ustilaginales; Ustilaginaceae
Product: putative HNT1 - Adenosine 5`-monophosphoramidase, member of the histidine triad (HIT) superfamily of nucleotide-binding proteins
Exons: 3
Coding region: 1-426 (141 amino acids)
Biological process (GO): nucleotide metabolic process
Molecular function (GO): catalytic activity
Source: RefSeq, a predicted model, not a curated record
AUGGCCGCCAAGACCGAGGCCAACUGCAUCUUCUGCAAGAUCAUCGCCGGCCAGAUCCCAUCGCUCAAGCUUUACGACUCGGAGAAGACCUAUGCUUUCCUUGACAUCGGACCGAUCUCGGAAGGUCACGCUCUUGUCAUCCCUAAGUACCACGGAGCUAAGCUUCACGAGAUUCCGGAUGAGCACUUAACCGAGCUGCUUCCUGUUGCCAAGAAGAUCGCCAUCGCUACCGGCGCCGAGCAGUACAACGUCUUGCAGAACAACGGUCGUAUGGCACACCAGAUGGUUGAUCACGUUCACUUGCAUGUCAUUCCUAAGCCAGACGAGAAGCAAGGUCUCGGUGUCGGCUGGCCUGCCACUCAGCCUGCCAAGGAGGAUCUUGCCAAGAUUCAUGAGAACACCUUGGCCCGCCUCGAGAAGCUCUAA